Molecule: messenger RNA, 2002 nt
Organism: Phragmites australis (common reed)
Lineage: Eukaryota; Viridiplantae; Streptophyta; Magnoliopsida; Poales; Poaceae
Product: probable galacturonosyltransferase-like 7
Exons: 1
Coding region: 567-1682 (371 amino acids)
Cellular component (GO): Golgi apparatus
Molecular function (GO): glycosyltransferase activity
Source: RefSeq, a predicted model, not a curated record
UUUACUGUUACGAGUCUCAUAUUCGCUGUGUUACCAUAAUAGGGGAUACAAUAGCAGGCCUGUAUCAGCCACCAUCCAGAUCCCAAUUAAACCAAAUCGGAGCGGGGAUACAAUAAGCAGGCCUGUAUCAGCCAGCAUCAGCCACCACCGUCACGCCACCGCGCCGCGCAGAGAGAGAAGCCGAGCGGAGGCAGGCGAGGUGACGAAAGGGGGAGAUCGCCUGCCGCGGUGGGUUCGGUUGGUGGGUGCCGCCUCCGCAUCCUGCUGUUCUGCUCCCCAGCCCACCCCCAUUUACUUCGCCUCGACUCGUAUGGAUUCCCGCUCGCUUCUUCCCCACUCCACGCGCCGAUCCGCCACCAGCCAGGAGGGAGCGACGCGAUCCAAUUGAGGAGGCGGGGGUACCUGUCUGCUGUUUCUGCGUUCCCCUUUUUGAUUCCGCCACCAGCCUAACCGCGCUGCAGCUGGACGCCAUCGCGUGCCUGCACGGCGUCUUGGUGGGGUGGUCGAAGCCGCCGCCACGCGGGCGACCCGGCGCAAGGAAGCGGUGGCCGAGCCGUGGGAGCGCGAUGCUGUGGGCGGCCCGCCUGUCCGGCUUCUUCUCCGCUGCCAUGCUGAUGGUGGUGCUGUCGCCGUCGCUCCAGUCCUUCCCGCCCGCUGAGGCCAUCCGCUCCUCGCAGUUCGACGGCAGCGUCCGCUUCCCGGGCCAGAUCGCGGGGGGCGCCAGGGGGAUCGCUUUCCGCCGCGCCCCGUCCUUUCGCAAUGCCGCCGACUGCGGCGGCGGCAACGGCACCGCCGCCAAUGUCUGCGACCCCUCGCUCGUCCACAUCGCGAUUACGCUCGAUGAGGACUACCUCAGGGGCUCCGUCGCCGCGGUGCACUCGGUGGUGCAGCACGCCAGGUGCCCCGAGAGCGUCUUCUUCCACUUCCUCGUCUCCGACCCGGGCCUCGAGGACCUUGUCCGAGCCGUGUUCCCGCAGCUCCGGUUCAAGGUCUACUACUUCGACCCCGACCGUGUUCGGGGGCUCAUCUCCACGUCGGUGCGGCAGGCGCUGGAGCAGCCGCUCAACUACGCCCGCAACUACCUGGCCGACCUCUUCGAGCCCUGCGUGCGCCGCGUCAUCUACCUCGACUCCGACCUCGUCCUCGUCGACGACGUCGCCAAGCUCUGGCGCACCGACCUCGGCGACCGCACCGUCGGCGCGCCGGAGUACUGCCACGCGAACUUCACCAAGUACUUCACCGACCGGUUCUGGUCAGACCAGCGGUUCGCCGGGAUAUUCGCGGGGCGGCGGCCGUGCUACUUCAACACGGGGGUCAUGGUACUCGACCUCGAGCGGUGGCGGCGCGCGGGCUACACGCUGCGCAUCGAGCGGUGGAUGGAGAUACAGAAGUUGCCAGCGGGACGCAUCUACGAGCUGGGGUCGCUGCCGCCCUUCCUUCUGGUGUUCGCGGGGCACGUGGCUCCGAUCGAGCACCGGUGGAACCAGCACGGCCUCGGCGGCGACAAUGUCUUCGGCAGCUGUCGCGACCUCCACCCGGGGCCGGUGAGCCUGCUGCAUUGGUCCGGUUCCGGCAAGCCGUGGGCGCGGCUCGGCGCCGGGCGGCCGUGCCCGCUCGACGCGCUCUGGGCGCCCUUCGACCUGUACGGUCCCGGCGGCGCCAGCGCCGAGGAGUCCCGGUAACCGCAACACUCGAAAAAGAAAUAUUUUUUCCUUCUUUGGCCGAUCCCGUACAAAUUCCGAGCUCUAAUUCUUGGUCUCCAUUACCUGUUCAAACCUAUAUGUUUUUUCUUCCCUUUUUCGUUUUUUUGGUUCUCGUUCGAUUAAAUGUUUUGUGUCAGAUUGUUCAUGUUGGUACCUAGUGAUAUUUUCUUCCACUUCUUUUUGAUCGUUUUCUUACUAUAUAUAAAAAGAGGUCAUUUGUAUCCUAGUUGCUACAGCGUUGCAGGCUUUUGCAGCCUCAUCACCAUAAAUAAAAGCACAAAGAAAAAGACUUCGCAGUU